Molecule: messenger RNA, 29904 nt
Organism: Porites lobata
Lineage: Eukaryota; Metazoa; Cnidaria; Anthozoa; Scleractinia; Poritidae
Source: the annotation of a GenBank genome assembly
AUGGCGAACCUAAUGCUGUUACGCUGUUUGUAAGUUCAAUCUAAAUGGUAUCAAUUCAAUUAAUCCAUCAGUUCAUUUGUCUACUUUAUUUACCAGUGCGUGUUUCAAUCCGUGUUUCAUGUAGCGUAUGCUUUGGAGUCUUCAUCGGUUCGACGGUAUUUCCCUCUACGGCAACUUCUUUCCCGUGGUUACGGCGACAUCUACAACGGCGAUCAAAUAGUGGUAAGCCGCGUUUUUACUGUAGUUUCACCAUGACCAAACGAGUAAAUCAUUUCUUCAAGAACUUUACACGCAUCAAUGGAGAUCUUUUAAAAAAUAGGGAAUCGAUACAAGCUAAUAAUACUUGGAACUGAAUUAGUUGUCGCAGUCUAUGAAAUAGACUUAUAAAGGAUUCUCUAGCUUCUAAAGCGGCUGGAAUUGGAAGUCGAAAUAGAGAGCUGGUGAUUUGUUUCAAUAAUAAACGGAAGCGAACAGUUCGCCAAGAGAAAAAUGCUACAACAAGAACAUUCUAGUGCCACCGUGCAAGUUGAAAGGAAGUUGUUAGUGGGGGUGGGGGAAUAUGCACCAUUGACGCAUAUUAGUGAAACACUUGUAUUUAACCACUCAAAGGAAAACCUCUUUUAACCUUAAACAUUGUAUUUGAUAAUGCUUGUUUCUGGGUCUUAAAAUGUAAACUACAGCUGCAGUAUUUUCCCCAGGGAGCUUUUGUCAAGCACAAUGUGCUAUUUACCUAACAGACUGAAAUAUUACAGGAUAAUCUGGGCAGGCUCCCAUUUUUCUUUCAGUGGAUAACCUGGGAAAGCUUUCAUUUGUUUUAGAGAUGAAAGAAAUGAAGUACAUUGUAUUUCAGGGUACUUCUAAAGAGAAACGUGAACAAGGACUGCCCCCCAGGGAUUGCUUUCUUCUUCCGUUAUCUUUGAAGGUCUCGAUAUAUCAACUGGACAUUCAGCAGUGUGAAAUCAGUUGUGAAGCGGAAGUGAUGCUGAAAUAUAGAGCACGUCCAUUCGCGCUGUGAUUAUUUUAUAAACUAAGAGAAAUUAUUUUGUCCAAACUGUCAAAAUAGCCUUAUCCACUCAGCGGGUUGUUGACAUUGAAAUACCGUAUUUAUCUCGCCAACUUUAGAAAGGAAGUAACAUCAUGUGUUAUUUUUGUCUCUUCUUUACCUGAUAAGCGAUAUCUGUAUGACCUUCUGGUCCACUAGACUGUUGAGGUUCAUCGACCAAGAAAACGAGAACAUACCGAAUCGUGAUUUCGUUCAGGACAUUAAAUUUCUACUUUAUUUCGAAAAACUCAAACCUUGUAUUGGUUUUUUCAAUUCAGAUUAGACCCGUUAACCUAUCAUUAACGCCAAUAUGCUGGAGAAAAUAAAAGUGAAAUCAACAAAAAAAAAUCACUGGAGAAUGAAACGCGUUACUCGUGAACAAAGUCAAACUGGAAACGUGUGCCCAUUCAAAAAGCAAGAACCAUACUUGUCUUUGCACGUCACAAAUUUUUACAGCACCUUGCUAGUUCAAAAUCAAGAGAUAAAUCAUCGUCUUUUCUAUCGUUAAGCCAUACGGGUGGACUACGUUCACCCAGAUCAAUCUACUUAUGAAAUGACUCCUGGGUUCAAACCUUUCACAGUGUUAAAAAAUCUGCCGCCACCUAAAACAAAGUCUUUCUAUUAGGAGUAAAACACACGCAUGUUCAGCUGAAUCUAUGAUCUGACGAAGUCAAUGAACCAGAAGUCCUUAGAGGUAAAUGAGUAAGACAUAAACCAAGACUCUCUUAGCCUGCGAAUACAUGCCUGUCAUUUCUCAUUCAUUUCUCAUGUCUUGCUAGUUUUGCCAGCUGUUUCAGCUUUCUGAAUUUUUUUACCUUUUACCUUACUCAACAAAUCCACUCUUACAGCACUCGCUCCUCCUCUUCUGGAAAUUAUUACAUUAGCCACUCUAGACUAAAUCAGAAAAAUGAUUCGUUUUCUAUUAUGGGAGCCAAAAUUUGGAAUAGUAUACCUGCAAAAUUUACGAAAUUCUUCAAAAUCUCUCUUUAAGGAAAAAGUUCAUACAAUUCUAUUGAAAAUAUUUGAAGUUCAGGAUAGAUAUGCUGACCUAAACACGAUAAUCUCCGAUUUUAAAAAAUAUUAGCCCCCGCUUAUCUAAAUAGCUGCCUCGAUUUUCUUAUCUCAAUUUCUCUCGUGACUGACCUUUUUUAUUAUAAAUAUGGUACUUUUUCACUUCAACUAUUCGUAAUAAAUCUUAAGCCGUCUACACACCACCUGCCUCGAUUAGCCUUGCUAUUUGCAGGUGGUGUGAUAUUUGUAUAUGUAAUGUAAGAAAUAAAGAUGUUGUUGUUGUUGUUGUUACCUUUCAGUUCAGUGUGGAGGAGACCUAACCACCAACAGCACUGGUGAAAUUACAAGUCCCCGUUUCCCUUUAAAAUAUCCUGAUGAGACGAAUUGUGAGUGGAAAAUCUGCGUCAGUCAAGGCUCGCGAAUAAAAUUGACAUUUAGCGACUUUGAAGUAAGUGAUAGUGUGCAUUUUGAGUAGAUUAGUGUACAAACCACACGAUAUAGAAGAAAGUUGACCUGUUUCAAUAAUUGCAUGUCAUCAUUGUCGAAAGGGAAGAAAUUAGCAUCGUUUGUUAUUCAGUGUAACCCUGUUAAUACUACCUUCGGUUGGUCAUGUUAAAUUUUGCUUUAUUUGACUUGGUAAAAUGAUGCUUAAACCUUUUAAAACUAUACACCAUUUUAAGGUUAUGCUUGAGACCAGAGUGGUGGGUCUAAUUGCACACUUGGAUUAUUGUACACUUGCACACUUGGAUCACAUCUCUUAAUGGAUGGUAUUACGCGUUUUUUGCGGGAAACUGGGUCAGAAUUCUUCCCGCAAAUUCAAAACAGACCCAUAAUUCAAAUCAACGCAACUCCGAACCAGUCUCACCCGGCCAAUUCACUAUUUUCAGAUGGAUCAAAACGAAACUUGUCUACACACCAAAAUUUUGCAUAACCAUUUUUUCCAAUUUCUCCCGCACCAGGUAUUACAGUAAUCUCAAGAGAAAUACAAGACAAAAUAUAUGCAAAAUUUUAGGGGAUAAACAAGGUGCAUUGUGGUCUAUGUGAAAGUUAUGAAUGCUGCAAUGAAUCUGUGUAUUACGAAAGCCGAGGAGGGUCUUCCGACUUCUGACUUCCGACUUCCGACUUAAGACUUCAUACUUCAAACUUCAGGCUUCAGACUUGACAAAGUUCGAACUCCGGAUUUCUGAUUUCUGACCGUUGAGACUAAAUGCUGCAUGGUUAGACUUCUGACCUCCUACUUCCCACUUCUUACUUCCCACUUCCCACUAACCACUUCUGACUUCCGACUUCCGAUUUCCGACUUCUGAUUUCCAACUUCCGACUUCCCACUUCCGACUUCCGACUUGACUCCUCUGUCAGGUUCGAUUGCCCCCUCGAUCCGCCACGCGGGUAUUAAGGCGGAUACACAAGAGGGAUUUUGCUCCUGGAGCAUGCUCCAGGGGUACGCUCUGAGAGCAAAGCUCCUCCGUGUGUACCAACGAUUUCAUGGGUAUACUUCAUCCUCGGGAGCAGAAUUUCCACCCCGCAAAAUGCUCCACGAUCUUUAACCGGUUAAAUAUUUGGGAGCGAACUCCCGGGGCAAAUUGAGCGAACUUGAAAACGCUGCCUCGUGUGUACUGACACGUUCAAAAUGAGCCUGGAGCAAAACCCCUCGUGUGUAUUGGCCUUCAGUGGUCAAGGUCAAGGCUCAGUAGCCACAAAAGAGAACAACUAAAGUUGCUCUUGUAAAAGCAACUAAGCACAAAGCCAAUCAGGUAACUGAUGAGGUUCGUUUGGGGAACCGAAACCAUGGUCUUGCCUGAUCACAAAGUGGCAACAGUGAUAACAAACUGAACAGUCCAAACACUGUUAAGCUUAUUAAAAACCUAUGAUCAAGGAAGGAAAUACGCGCUCCAGUCAAAAGACUCACAUUUUCUUUAGAAAAACACUAAGCUGGAAUCUACAGAGUCACAAUGCAUUCUCCAUAGUUGAUGCAGCUUCAUUUUAAGCUGCACUUCAUUCUUAUUACUUUGGAUCUGUAAAUCACUAUCCGUGAUAAUUUGACAUCCUGCAAAGAAAACUAACGAGCUGGGCCCAGCGUGAUACAGCAUUGCAUAUUCACGGACUAAACUGACAGUCACAUAGUUAUUCAGGUGCAGAAGGCACUUUAGAGAAAAUUAGAGCCCUUACUUGGCCGUAAUAAAAAGCUUUAAAGAAUAUGUUCUUGAAUCAGAGGGCAAUCCUGCCGACCAGAAACAAAAACCACAGUAAAUCGAUAUGUGUGCCAUGACCUCUCAAUGUGAAGUUGGAAGUUGGAAGUUGGAAGUAGGAAGUUAGAAGUCGGAAGUCGGAAGACCCUCCUCGGCUUUCGUAGUGUAUUGCUGGUUUUCAGUGUCGCGCCAUUCAAAAUAGAUCAAAAUAAAAAUCAAAACCAUUCAACAGAUAAAGUCCAGAAUCUGGGAAAUGAAAGGAGGUAAAUAUACAAAGACCCUCGCCAAGGUUUGGGUCGAACGAAUAAUUUGUAUACGAGAUAUCCGAGGAAAUGUUUUACCCAAAUUUAUAGAGCUUUAUAUGGAAACCCCAGGCUGGAGCUCAUCCGGAUGAGCUCCAACAUGGCGGACGGAAACCAACAGAAACAUCUGUUACCGAGGUUUUCUACAAAAGCUUGAAUUUACUCCUAGAGGAACUCAUAAACAUUAGAGUAAUACUUUUUCUAACACUUGAACUGUUUAGAUGGCAAAAUUCCUCGAAAAAAGUCACUUUUUUAACCUAAAUGACAGCUCUUUCGGCCGUCAUGUAAAUUCUGCGUCACGCAAAAGCUUAGAAAUUCAAGCUUACUCUAUUACAAAACCAAGAACCCCUUUGAAGCGAAAAUUUGUUUGAAAAUUAGUUUUCAGCUGCUCUAAUACACCAUGAAAGUAAAAUCUCAGUAGGAUCGAUAGUUUUGUAGUUUGAAUUUUAGUGACGUCAUGUGAAAACCAACAAUAUGUGUUCCUUCAACGUAAGCCGCUCACUUAAAACCCAUUUUAACUAGCUACUUACAGUAUAAACGUCAUUUAGUUUCGAAUAGUACUAUUAACUAGAGAGAUAAAACUGUAGAUUAUAACGAACUAUAAAUGGUAGUCGUUGAUCGUAACGGGGUGGUCCUAAAUAAAGAGAACUUUUAUUCGGGCCAAAGUGACCGUAAUAAUGAGUUGAAGGUUUAGCGGGGUUCCAGUUUAUGUUUGCUAUCAAGAGAUUGGUUUUCGUCUCCAUUAGAUGAUAGUAUAAAUUCACGUGAGUCUGUUCUUGUCGAUUGACCUCACUUCAGCUAGGUUCCAUAGGCUCCUAUUUCGGAAGAUUAUGGAAGGGGGGAAGAAUAUCACGAAACAUGCGUUAAACAUUGAGUGUCCGACCUCUUCCUUCCUAGGUGGAAACAAGCCACAACUGUGAGUACGAUUCUCUUGAAGUCUAUAAUGGCGCCACUAAAGAACCGAGAAACAGAGUAGCUAAGUUAUGUGGAAGUCAAUUACCUGAUCCUAUAACGUCCACUGGUAAUGAAAUGAUCUUGAGGUUCCACUCGGAUUUCUCUGUUGCCUUCAAAGGCUUUAAGCUGCAAUUUGCAUCCACAGGUAUUAUGUUUUUUUUUUAUUAUUUUUUUUAAAUUAUCUUUUUAACGACAUAUGACCAGUUAAGGAAAAAUUGCAACAAGGCAUUUUAAGCAUGUGGGAUUUGAGCGAUAGCUUGAAACUAACCGAAACAUUGACCGUCAACUGAUACGGACGGCUGUGAGCUAAGAACUUCAGAAAUUAAAGAAUGCACAACGAACUGGCUGCGGUUUUAGCUAAAAGGAGAAACCUUUAAGGGGCUGCAGAAUUACCAUCCACAGUGGCAGUCUUCAUCCAACCUUUAAGGGAGGGACCACUAUUUUUUUGACGGGGGCGGGGGUGGGGUUGAAAAACUUUCACAUGCAAACAUUUUUUAUGUGCAGUUCCUGCUGCAAACAAUGUUUUGUGUGUGUCUUCCAACCCUCCCCUCCCCCCGUAAAAAAUUAUGGUCUGUCCCUAACCAACACCCACUGUGCCUGACUCGUCCCCAGUCUUCUCGGGCUUAAUAUUUGCAAGUGGUCACGGAACGGUCGCGGAAGGCUAUUAUAUGUAUGACAUUUGUGCGUAGAUGGACAAACGACUGGGGACGAAUUAGCCACUGUACUGAUAGCCUGAAUAGCAACAGGCGUUCAAAGCGAAAGAGAAAAAGUGCGUGGGUCCCUAUUUUGAUCAACCUUUACAAGCUCCUGCUUUUGCAGUAUAUUGUGCUUUUUGGAGUAGUAAAAAAAGUAGACAAUAAAAUUCGAAGGUUUAUUAAGGCUUUUGAAAGAAUCAAAAUGGCAAUUACGACAAAACGUUUAUUUAUAUAUUUAUUUCUAUCUUUUAAGGCUGUGGCCGUACAUUCACAGGAUCAAGUGGCGUGAUCACAUCACCAAACCACCCUGACAAUCACCCGGUGUCUCUGGAUUGUUUGUAUGUUAUCCGGGUACCCGAGGGGAAAAUAGUCACCCUUAGUUUUUCACACUUUGAUCUGGAGGGCGCUGAAGGUAGGUUACUCACCAAAAACGCUCACCAUGAUGAUAAUUUCGAUUGAGGGGUCGUACAGCCGUCGUAAAUAUUUUACAAAAAGUGUGAGUGGCAAUCGUUUUUUUCUUUUCUUUCGUUCUUGCUGCCCUUCCUUUUUUCGUUCUUUCUAUUUUCGUACCACAGGAUGUUCUUACACAGUAUCGCGAGCAACAUGGCGGAAAGUGAGUUAAUGACCAUAAGAAUGCAGAUUUUCAAAAAAAAAAAAGAGAAAUUUCUUUGGCGAAAAUUGAAAAAAACUGUUGUCGGAAAGCUCGAACUUAAUCUUAAGUUCAUGUAGCCAAUCGAUGAAGCGAGGGAAACAAGGACGCGAAAAAGAGUAGAAUAGAAGUGUGAGAGGGGAGGGGAGGGGAGAAAUGAGGAAGUGUUUACUUCUCUUCCUCCGUCUUGCUCCUUUUAGCUUUCUUUUUCUCUUUCCCGAUCCCCAGUCUUCCUCGUACCCUGUAAUGAAAACAACCUCUACGUGACUAUACAUAGAAACCUAAAUAUUUACAAUGGUGACGAUUAUUGUGUUGCACAACAUAAUAUUUCUUCAUUGUUGAAUGAUAAAAUACGGCCGACGAUUUGGCCAAGGCAUUCUUGGAUUCCCUCCAACCUUUACAUGAUUCUUUUUUUUUCCAGAUCAGUACCUUUUACAAAGUUUGUUUGUUAAUCACAGAGGGACUUUUUCGUUGCAAAUGUUAAUUUAUUUUUCUCAGGUUCGGCAGGCUGUGUGUAUGACUAUGUGGAAAUAUUUGACGGCCAAGGGACAGACAACACAAGCCUGGGUAGAUUCUGUGGAAACACCAAACCCGCCCCUUUGCGUUCUUCAACUAACUUUCUGUUGAUGAGGUUCGUCUCAGAUCAGUCUAUAGCUCAAACUGGUUUUGUAUCUACUUACACGGCUGAACCCGCAGGUGGGUAAUUGUUCCAGAGAUUCCAGAGAGUAAAUGAAUGAUCUUAUCAUUGAAUGCAAAUUUUUCUUCCUUUUCAUUGGCUGAAAGCCUAACACGUGACCUGCAAAUAACUGCCUUCAAGUAAUUGUCUGCUCAUGCGCAAUGUCGUCCAAUUGUGUUUGGCUUGUGUUUGGGUGCAAAAAAUAUUCUGCUCUUGCCUAAAAGAAAUCACGCUUUUCUCCUUCCUGCGAUCGCUUUUGCGUGAGAAAAUGGCAGAUCGCUUCGCAAAUAAUUAAAAAACAAACUCGGUGAUCGAAUGAUAAAACAAUUAUUGAACUCGGUUAUCGCAUAAUAUCGUGAUUUGUCAGUAUCUCGAGGAUCAAUUAUUUGCCUCAGUCGUAAUUGAUCUGCUCGCCACCGACAAAUCACGAUAUUUUGCUCAAGCUCGUCCAACAGUCGCUGGUUAUUAGCCUUAGACGCCAUUUCAUAGCUUGCGAACUCAGGUCUACGUAUUUCCGGUCGUCGCUUCUUUUGGAAAGGAGCCACGUCCGGAAAUACGUCUCCGUUUGCAGGCUACCACCUGAUUAAGGUAGCUUGAUUGGUUAAGUACCUGUUUGUGGAGCGGUUUUCCCGGAUUCGAUUCACUGCGCAUGACCGACCAACACUCAGAAUCCUUAUGAAUCACUAGGUAAAACAAUGCCCUCUUUUAUCUGACACCUUUUUAAUAUAUACAGUACAUAUUUAUAUACAGUAAUAAUUCUUUAUAUGUUGUAAUAGUUUGCCCUUUCUCUGUAAAUUUUGUACUUAUUAAUUUUUAUUCUCAUUGUAACUUAGCAGCACAUUGUAACUCUCUGACCUACGCCAUAUAAGCCUCUGGCUUUGGCAUCUUAUUAUCGUUAACUUAUGCUUUGUGUACUUAUUUAUCAAUAAAAAAUAAAAAAAAAAUACAAAUAACAACAGUGAUUAGCCUUUCUAGACUUCUUAGAAAAGCACCAAAAACCGUAGGCUCCGCCUCACAAUGUUUCCAUCUCGGCUAAUCAAAUCCCUUUGACUCUGAAGAAGACUACGGCACAGGAUGUCGAGACGCUCCGUCACCGCCAGCAACAGUUCUAUUCAAGAGUACACCCACAUGGACGAUCCGCAUAUCCCACCUACACAAGGGGCGAAACAAAUCUCUAACAGUCUGUCUCACUGCACCGUCUCUUUAGGGGAAAUUCAUGACUCAUCAUUACUUUAUGCGCCUCGAACAACUCCCUGGUCUAUAAAGAUAUUAUUGUUCGUGUAUCAUGAAAAGUUCAUCACAUUUCUCGUGAAAGGUGAUCUAGAGACCCCCCCCUCCCCCUCCCCCUCUUCCCCACUCUCCGACCCUUUACCUCCCUCCUUAAAUAACUGACGAGAACCUUCUACCCUUGCGCUGACAUCUCCAAAUAUGAUUAGAGUUUCUACUCUUGUUGGAUUCGAAGUUAUGAAGUUUUCCUUGUUUAUACUUUGUGUCUUUAUCUACAGGAGUCGUUGAUCCAUGUCUUGUGAAUAACGGAGGAUGCAGUGAUUUUUGUACCAAGACAAACUUUGGAAGAAUUUGUUCAUGUAAUCCGGGGCACUCUUUGGAUACUGAUGGCGUGACUUGUAGAGGUACGACAAUUCGUGUCCUUCCUUUUCGCAAUCUUGCCGUCUAGGGUGUCCUUUCUAAAUGCAUUUAAAUGAAACCUUUUUUUUUGGAUUUAGAUAUUGAUGAAUGCUUGCUCAACAAUGGUGGCUGUUCAGAUACGUGUGUGAACACUGUUGGCGGAUUCGAGUGCACAUGUAGACCUGGCUACAUUGUAGACACAGAUAACAAAACCUGCAUUAGUAAGUCUCGCAUUAGUUUGGGGUGUUUCCCGGUGCUGAGUGACAACUUGACGGUAUUUAUAGCCAAAUUGUCCUUUAAAGCAAAAGAAGAACCUCACCUAUGGUAAGAAAGAGCAGUGCACCCUAACUAAGGUGACAUAACGGAAUAUCUUGCACACUUAAAAUAACUGAUAAAAUUAGCUCAAAAAUUUAUCAAAAGGCAGUUUUGUUAGCCGAACUCUAUAGUGCCACCUUCUGGAGCUAGAAUGCCAUUAAAAAUUCCAUUCAAGUUUUUUUUACGAAUAAAUACUAUGCAACUAACUUGCAUUUUGUUUUGUUGCCCUAGAAAUAUUUUCACUAGACGUUAAUUUUUAUCACGAAUCCUACAUGUAGUACUACAUCGUAAGAAAUGAGGUUAAUGAUAUUCGUUUUUUUUCUCCCUAGAUGAGAAUGAAUGCGCAACUGGGAACAAUAAAUGUGAGCAGAUGUGUCGUGAUACUGAUGGUAGCUAUUACUGUGAGUGCCACAAAGGCUACCGGAUUGGUGCGGACAGAAUCACGUGUGAUGGUAAGACACCAGAAAUAUGCUGAACAUGGCCGCACAACUCUUGCUGAGGCUAACAAUGUUCUAGUUGCGAUCAGUAGGGUUGACCAUCUCUGAGAGACGUCCGCCUUAUAAAUUGGAUUAUUAAUCAUGGUUUACCGUCCGAAAAAACAAGUAGUUAUAACAACGUUACGUUGCACAAUUUCUUCCCCUCAAUUCUCGAGGAAACUGCAAGAUAACUGGCCCGUUAUAGUUAUUGAAAAGAUAUAGCGUCCUCGUUUUAAUAAUUAACUCUUUUUUUCGCAUUACAUAACAGAAAAGAACAACCUGCACAUUCCUCUUAUACAUAAUCACAUUAUAGAUUGAAAUAAAAGACAAUCGACAGCUCAAUGGCCUAACGACCAACCGAAUAUGUCUCCUUCCAAACCUCCCAUCCCUGCCCCCCUCAUUCCCCCACCCCACCUCUUGCCCUAAAGCAGUUUCUCGUCAUUUUACGUCCUCAGGAUAUAUUUACCUGUAUCGCUCAUAUUUCAGAUGUAGACGAAUGUAAGCUUCCAAGGAGCUUUCACCAUUGUCAACAACAGUGUGUGAAUACACCAGGAAGCUUUUACUGUAAAUGUAGAGCGGGAUUCCAGCUGAGCGCUAAUGGCAAAACAUGCAGAGGUAUGACUGUCUUUACAUCCAGUAUUGGGUAUUAUGAUCGAUAUAUAAUUGUAUGAACCAGAUUUGCCAUUCCUCAAACUUCCUGUUUUCUCGUCAGUGAAACUGUUCAGUAACACAUCACGAAUCAACUUUCUGCAGAGUGAGCGCUAAGCAUUUUUUUGUGUAAUUUACCAAUUUUUUAGAUAUUUUUUUACACUUAAAUAACGAAUACAAGAAACUACAAAAUACCUUAAACCUCCACAGAGCUGCAAAACACAAAACAUCUAAACAAAUUUCAUCAUGCACUACUUAGUUUACAGCUAUUAAAAAUACACAUUAUCAUAGAAACCUCCACAAUGCCACCAAAAAAUAAAAGUAAAUAAGAAAAGAAAAAAAUAGAGAGAGAGAGAGACAGUGUUACAUGCAAAUGUUCUUAAAUUGUUUCAAACAUAAACGUAAAGUGAAGAAAGACGCAUGUGCGGGACACCCCCUGUUAGAGCUUACACAUAUCAAAGCUUUCCUCCAUUUCUUUAAAUGUGAAGUUAGUUUGUUCCGCCUCCUCGCUAUGGUUUUUUCUCUACUUGAUAAAGAACCUUUAAAAAAGAGACUUGAAUAGAGGGAUGUGAACUAUUCAAUUUACAGUUAUAGAUCAACAAUUUAGCUGCCAGAAUCAAAUUGAGAACGAAAAAAAUCAUCUCCAAUGUUCUGACUGUUGGGCACUCCAAACAAAAUAUAUCGGUUAUUUUAAAGAUUGAGUAAAGUAUUUCCCGUGUGUGAUGUCGCUAUCUUUAAUUAUGAAAGCUGAGAGAGUUUUGUGGUGUAUAUUUAGAUGAGGAUGAAAGAAUGACUCGAUUGAGUCAUCCACCCCAUAACCUCAGCGAAUUCCAGGCCAGUGUUCGCGCGCCCUAUUAGAACACAAUGUUGUUUUCCACCGAUGUACACUGUACUAGUGUUUGAACUAUUUUCCUUGUUCGUAUUCACCAUUCCAACUUAGACCGUAAUGCACUCUUUACCCCCGGUCCAGGAGAAAUUGGAAGCAAUAGUUAUCCAAAAUUGGGGGGGUUAGCGGGGUGCAUUUUGGUCUAUGUGAAGAUCGUGCAUUGGGAGGCAUGCGCUUUGUCCACACAACCUCGUCCCCUGGGGUUUUCCCGCCCUUCUACUUGUUGUCCACAUUGAAACGAAUGCGCAAAUAACCUGAGCUUUAACGCUUCUAACGAGGCCCACUUUCGUCGUCAACACUAAAACACCUGGGGAAGCGUUUUCAAAUUUAUCCACUCUGAGGAGCUUCCUCAAAAAUCAUUCGCGAAUUCCUUAUCGGUGAGGAAAGAAACGUUUUACAGUGGACUGAAUAAGGUGUGGACGGGGCACAUAGUUACCGAAGUCAACGAUUGGUUUUAUUCUCCAGACAUUGAUGAAUGCCUGAUGGGAGGCGUGAAAUGUGAGCAGCAAUGUGUCAACACACCAGGUGAUUUCUACUGUGACUGUUACCAAGGAUACCACAAAGACGACAAACUGCCACACAAAUGCGUGGACAUUGAUGAAUGUUUAGAGGGAAGACCUGACUGUCAUAAGUGUUUUAACCUCGAAGGAAGGUAGGACACGGACGAAACCCUUUACUGAUAGAUCAAUUAUUAUCCUCUAUCUUUAAGAUUCAAGCAAAAGCGUCUCCAGUUUGCUGGUCAUUGCUAUCGGGCAGAUAAAGAGAAAGAGAUAAUCUCAUCUCUCAUCCUCUGGCGCCCAGUGGGCCGAGUGCAUUCGCGUAACCUUACAUACCCCGAAGGGAUUGCUAGGGAUUUAGGACUUGAUACCAGGCACCUGAGUUCAGCGAUAGCGAAUCGUGGUGAUUGGGAAGAAAUCUCCAUGGAUGUCGCCGUCCACUCAGGCGGUAGAAGAAUGAUAAUGAUGAUGAUGAUGAUUCGGAAAGUUAAUUAUUGGCGUUAUUUGCUUGAUGCUCAUUGGUUCUUUAACGAUUGUAUUGCCACAUAGUGUCUUAGUGAGAGUAAACAGAACCUUUUUCAGCUCUUCUAAAAUCAUGUAUCCUUUUCCUUUACAAUAUUAGCUACCGCUGUGGGUGUAAUAAGGGUUUCGUGGCCGUGGACAACGAAACUCGCUGCUCAGACAUCGACGAAUGCGCCUUGCAUAACGCCAACUGUUCACAGGUCUGCAUCAAUUUGGAAGGAGGCUACAUGUGUGAGUGCAGUCCGGGAUAUCAAGCAACUGACUCUGAGUAAGAACUAGAAUUUUAAAAAUAAUAAAUAACAAAUAACAUCGAUAAAGUCCAUAUCUGAAGUUACAAAUUUUUUAUAAUAUAAAGGCAUUAAACCAAGCGAUUUGCGCCAAUAUAACAAUUAAGAACAUUAAAAACUAUUUUAUACUCCAAGCUUGUAUUAGAUACCAAUCUUUUGCUUCAGUUACAUAUUCCAAGGUGGGAAACUUUGGUUUGUCUUAACUCUGGGUGAAAGUUAAUCCCGUCCGAACACGGCCAGGAGUUGAUGGGCAAACUCAAAACCAUUUUAGUCUCGAAUCAAUCCUCUUUUCGGCAAUUUAAUAUUCCGUAAAACUCCUUCCGCAUGGCCCGGUUCAUAACACCAUAAAUUAUAGGAUUAAUCCAAGAAGAAAAAGAUGUGAAUAACAUAAAAAUGCACUGUAUGGUGGAUGAGAUGUAAAUAUCACAGCCAAAGACUAAAAAGAGUUCAGCAAUUAAUGGAAUCCAACAGAUGCAAAAUCCAAGGACAGCAGCAAAUAGUAUUCGAGACGUCUUUAUCUCCUGAGCAGUUAUCAUUCUCUGGCCCGUCCACGAUUGAUGAAGAGAUGGAAUAAUUGCAGCGUUGUGCCUUCUUACAACGCGAUAAACACUCACAUAGCAGAAUAUUACCAACGACAUGAGAAGGAUAAAGAAGGAUCCAAAGAAAAUGUACGAGAUUUUCUCCAUUCGUUCAUCAUCAUUCGUUCCUCGGCAAUACAGACUUUCAAAGGACCAACGGUAUAUGACUGGCAGCGAGAAAACGAAAAUCAAGGUUUCGAUAAACGAGACAAUCCAUACUAUAAGAAUGGACAGAAUGGUGUUCUUUUUGGAGAAAUAAACUGGGUAUUUUUGUGGCUUAGUUACGCAGUAAUAUCGAUUAAUUGAGGCAAGUGUUAAGAUGCAGAUUGACACCUGGGCCCAGCAGUGUAUAGUAAAACCUAUAUAUUGACACAGGUUAAAACCGAAUGGCCAUCUGCGCAAAGCAGAUGCAACUAUAUGAAAAGGAAAGCAUAAAAAUGCUGCCAUCACAUCCGCUAUCGCCAAAGAUAGCACGUAGAAGUUAGUGACGGUGCGUAAUCUUCUGUUUCUGUACAAAGCGACGAAUAUGAGAGAGUUUCCUGCAAGCGAAACUAGUGUUGUCGUAAUGAUAUUCGCUGUGUGAAUGAUAACUUCAGUUAAGCUCCUUGUAUCUUCGAAUUCAUCGCUUUGUUCCAUUGCUGAUAACAGCGGAUUUCACACCUUAAAGUUAAUGCACACACUUGAUACUACUUGUACAUGUGUAGUGGGUCCUCAGCGAUUAACUGCGCAACUGUUCUCAUAAAAGGGAAACGGGAAAACCUGACUUGCUCUUUACUCAGAACAUUUGCAUAGUAAUAAUACUCGUUUAUUACAACUCACGUUAUUGAAAAAGGCUUCGUGUGUGUACUUUUCAAGGCCGUAUAAUUAAACAUUUCAAUGUAUUUUCUUGGUUUACAAAUAAGAGAAAGCAAUCCUGUCGAGGGAUAAUAAAAGGGGCAAAGUGUUCGGAAGUUGAAAAGAUGAAAGGUUUCACUUUGCUUCACCGUAUGUCCUCCAAAGCUAAUUGAUCCUGUCAGCCAAUUAAUAAAAAAGAAUUAGGGAAAAUUGAGGUAAUGAAAGUUUUUUUUUUUGGUUUUGUGAUUGUAAUAAAUCGUCUAUAGCUACUUGUACAUGUAUCGUUCAUACAAUCCUCAGAGGAUGUUUAGCCUCUAGAGGUCUAGAGGUCUGCUUUCAUCCUGUAAAAUACUGUCUUUUUCAGCAAAUAGGACCAGCGACAGCUGCAGCUAUAAUCGCAAUAACUGAUAAUUUUUCAACUUUCACGGUCUUCUGAGGCUGAUGAGAAAACCCUUUAAUCUUAGCUAACCAUAUUCUUCCUUAAAGUGGCAACAUCCGUGUACAAUGGUUUAAAACUUGAUCUUUGCCAAAUGGUGGUUGCCCAAAACGUGAAGGCAUAUGUCACUGAGAAAUGUCAAAAGAUAAAACGACAUCGCCGAAAAAUGAUUGAGAUAUACGAUGAGUUUAAUGUAUGGAUUAGUUGAAUUAAUGGAUAUAAUAAAACUGUGGUCUAAGCUGUGAAUAGGAAAAAAAAUGUCUCUAAUCACUAAUUAUUAGCUGUAUAAUAUUUUUGGUUGUUUUGGCACCAAAUUUCCAAAGAUUCGAUGUUUUCUAGAAUUUUUUUUCUUUUUUCUUGUUUUUUUUUUUUGUUUCCAAAUCUAUAGGACUUCCACUUGAAGGUUAUACCGAAAUUUACUUUUCCAAUCUCUCCUUUCUCUCUUUAAAUUCAGAAUAUGAUAUUCACAUGCAUAAAAACGAGUUAAAAUACCUGUAGCAUUUCUAACAAUCAUAAAUUGUAGAGCACCGUCUCAAAGUAAUCUGACCUAAUAAGACAAUUAUGGCAAUGUUUUGAUUCUUUUUUAGAUUUUAAAUUGAAGUAAAUUAAUAUAAUGCAUUUCAUUAGAAAUACGCUUUAGAUGAAAACCUACAGACACAGGGAAAAAAACAGUUAUCUUUACCGAACAAAUCAUUUUUGGCAACCAGUCGCCUCAGAUACCGCCAAAGCCCGAUCAAUGUAAGGACAUAUUAACCAUGUUAAUAAUUAAGGCACAAUUUAAAAUGCACUAAUUUCAAUAGUUACAUUUCACAAAUGGUUCAAAAUACAAUAGAAAAAUACAUGAAAAAAAGCAAGAGAAAAAGAAACAAAAUUGACCAAGAAAUCCUGAAAAAUGAAGAUUUAGAAUACCUUUUCCUUUAAGUUAGGCAGCUUUUAAAACAUGUUUGCACACACUUCUGAGUUUGAUGCAUUUUACAAAUAAUUUCAUUUAAAUUGUCCGUUUCUGGUUCGAUGAGGAGGUGUUCGUCAUCUGUAUUUUCCGCAUUGCAGGGCUCUCUUACGUCGAAAUUUUGGCACAUUCCUCCAACCUCCACAUGCACAAAAACGCACUUUUGUUGAAAAAAACCUCGGCGAGGGUUGAUGCAUGCAUGCACUGUAUAUUUCUUCUAAUAACCGUUAAUUAAAAGUUACUAGUUGAGCAAACCACUGUAUUAUUUAUUUCCAUGUUGCUUAUAUGAUAGCAAAGAAUUGAAUCAAAGUGCAAAUUAAAACAGCUGAUUAAAAGUAAAGGAUCGAAAUAACUGAUAGAACGAUAUCUUGAUUUGAUUUCUUACCAGAUCGCGGAACUGCGUAGACAUAAAUGAAUGUGCUAAGAACAACGGGAGGGGCGACUGUGAGUACUCCUGUGCAAACACAGAUGGAUCAUUCCACUGCUCAUGUCCUGCGGGAUUCUCCUUGAACGAUGAUGGCCUCACUUGUCAUGACAUUAAUGAAUGUCAAGUGAACAAUGGCGACUGCUCUCAGAAGUGUAUCAAUAAGCCUGGUAACCACUCCUGUGCUUGUUUUGAUGGAUAUGUCAACUCAGGGCCCAAUGGUACUGACGUCAUCUGUAUUGACAUUGGUGAGUUCUGGUAAUAGGUUAAGUUAUUGAUUAGAACAGUACAUUGGCGCCCUAGUAUGCCUGAGCUUAAACUUUUCUCAACGUCUAAGGAUUAUCAUGUAGUUUUCAGAGCAUUUCUCUACAUUGUUCGUCGCGUUAACCUGCCACUCCGCUAGUCAACAUUCUGCAUUUGUCAAUUGCUGCAUUGCAUUUUAUUAUUCUCAACCUUUUCAAAUAAAAGCCAUUAGACUGAUUAGCAAUUGGUUGGCGAGUGUGGAGCUACUGUCGAACCACCUAAGCUAAAUCUGCUAAACCUGCAGUUACGAGAAAUACCUACUGAAAAAUACCGCAAAAUGGAGCGACGUUCGCUCAGAUUGACGUUUAGCAAUAAAGUGACUAUUCAUUAGCCCCACCGAAUAGUUGAAACAGCCAUGUUUUUAAACUUCUGGGGGAGCGUGCUGCUAGCUUUCCCUGAACUGUCGUUCUUUCGAACACUUAGACCCGCCACAGACUAUUUUCUUGAGUCAUGGAAUAAACUAUGAGGAGUAGAUGACUUGAAUGACUCAAGGGACAAAUGAAUUUUAGCUCUUUAGUUGUAGAUACAGUUCAAUGUUGCUGCUAUUUCGAUGUUUUGCACAACAGAAUUCGAGAUGAUGUUUUUUUCUAUGAUUCAAUUAGUUAUUGCUCCAACAUUGUUCCAUUGCUUACUACAGAUGAAUGCUUUGACGAAAUUCACGAAUGUGACCAUCUUGCCAAAUGUAAAAACACCCCUGGAAAUUACACAUGCCAGUGUCCUGAUGGCUACCUGUCACAAUGGAAGGACUGCAUCGGUAAGGGACAGAGCGUAUACAGCUGUUUCAAGAAAGGUUGUCGAAAAAAGUGCACGCGACAACCCCGAAAGGUAUUUUGGGUGGUUUUGUCUGCCCUGUUCUUCAAAGAAAUUUGAAAGAAUGGCACAAGAGGCCACGGACAUAUGUUUGCAAGUGCUAGUGGAAAUCAGCAAAAGUAGGUUUGACAGCUACAGUCGUUAGGAACAGUGUAUUGAUCAUAUCCCAUAUUACCUUUCGGGGUUGUCGCGUGCACAUUUUUUCCGACAACCUUUCUCUAAGUAGCUGUAUGCGUUAAAACUCCAGCAAUAAUACCAAUAAUAGCAGUAAAAUCACCGCAGUUUCUAUUUGGGUGUAAAGUUAUACUUCAAAGGACCUUGAAAACUCUUUCAUAAGGGCAGUGUUAUCGUUUGAAUAGUCAUGUAGAACUAAGGACUGCGGAAUUUACCGAACUGAUAAGUUUGUGCCACUAAAAUAUGAUUGCAGACAUUGAUGAAUGUGCGAAGCCCGAAGUGCAUCAAUGCGGUCAGAUUUGCAACAACACUCCUGGAGGGUUAGUAAACAAAACAGUUCAUGUACUUCAGUUAACUUGUACCUUAAAGCUUUUGAGCUGUAUAAGAGGCCUUACUAGAAUCAACAUUGCACAGUUUGACUUUGAUGAUCACAUCAUCAGCUCAACUCCAAUCUUUCAAGACCCAGCUCAGCAAAGUGCCCUGCCCUGUGACGGUAUCAGCGAUGGACUAGUUCUUUAUCUAGCAUGAGUCUGGGAAAUAGGGAACUCUAACCGUGUAGAAUCAUAUUCUUUCUUUGCGUAAUAAGAAUUCUUUGUUUUUUUUCUCAUUUAGCUUUCGUUGUGAAUGUAGAAAAGGCUUUGCUCUUCAAGCGGACAACAAGACAUGCUCUGGUAUGUGGAGGAACUUUAUUUUUUUUCCUGCAUAGAGUCUUGUUUAAUCUUUAGUUUUUAACUGAGGGAUCGAUGCGACCUGCUAAAGAAAUCAAACAAUCAAAAUCUUAAUUUAAACACGAUGAGGAGUGAAGCUAGAGUACUAAGUAGGUAAUAUCAGAGGAUAUAUAGUUACACAAAUGUUUCGGCUAAAAUAAGUUAAGCCCUUCGUGGACACCCGUUUAAAAACUGCAAAUUCAGUUGCCUCUCACUGCUCCUGGCCGCCGCCUAAGGACGUUUUUCCCUCGCAAAACGAUCUCAGCGACGAGACGCGAUGAGCGAGAGGCAGUGGAUCCGAGGCAGUUGUUCUACGUUUCCAUUUAUCUUCUUAUUAAUAUUAGAUAGGAUAGCACUAACGUUGCUACCUACCAUUAUCUAACAAACAUUUAUUACCAUUGCAAAAUAAUCUUAAUUUUAUUGGUUUCUGUUUCUCUAGAUAUCGAUGAAUGUAAACUAAACAUUUGCGAAAGAGGCUGCGUUAAUUCCAUCGGAAGUUAUCAGUGUUCGUGUCCUGCUGGUUAUCAACUGGCUUUGGAUGGCCAUCAUUGUGAAGGUAGAGUAUUUGAAUUUAUCAACCAGCCGAUAGGAGUUUAACUUGCAAAUAACUUAAAGUGACGAAAGUUGCGUUUUGUUACCCUUCGAUCAUGCUUAAUAAGUCAGAAAGACUUGUUCAACCACAUAUCAGGCUCGCUUUUAACGAAUUUACCUUAACCCAUGUUGUAUGGAACACCUGUAACCGUCCAUUUGGAACGCGAUUGUCAAUGCGUCAGAUACAGGAACUAGGCCACUUGAUUUAGGGCACUCUAUCAUGAUCCUUGCAAAUAACUCUCAUCAUUUGUCUUAAAAUCUCUUUUCUCUUCCGUGUGGCGGACGUUAAGACAUGUUGUCUGCAUGCAUCACUUUACUGAGUACAAAGCUGGGCGAGACUUAACUAAAAUAGACGUUUUUUAACUUUCCAUUAGACGUCAACGAGUGUUUGGACAACAACGGAGGCUGCGAUCACAGAUGCGUUAACGAAAAUGGAAGGUAAUCGAGUGCGUUUGUGUCAACUUUCGAUGUAUUUUCGUUGCAUGUCAUUUUAAAGUGCUAAAAGGAGAGAGGUUUUUUAAAAAGUUUAGAUGAAAAAAAACCUCUCUUUAUUUGAGUGCCGAUGUAUUUGACACGAACGUAAGAACUGAGGACGCUAUUCUCUACGUCUCCUUGUGGAAAGCGGAAAGCCAUUUCUGAUUGGUGAUCCGAGUCGGACGAAGGUCUUGCCGUCUGCUGGCAAGAGCAGUCGGAGACCCUGAGUGUUGGUCCGAACCUGAGACCUCUCGCGGGUUCGAAACAAAACGUAUUGUAGAGGUGGGUAGAACGCCUGUUCAACAAGCGUUCUACCCACCUAAAUAAUACGGACACCUAAGAGACAGGACUAGGUGUCUGCAUAACAGAGGUGUUUGCAUUAUAGAAGUAGGAAAUCUAUGAAUUUUGGUGUCUUUGGGACUAAGAGAACGGUCUGUAAAAGAGAGGUGUCCGUAAGCAUUUUAACUGAUGAAAAUGAGAAUCUCCGUGGUUGAUGAUAUGUUACGACUGUCACAUGCCUCAUUCUUACGUUCAAGGCAGUUAGUCAUAAACGUCUAUUAUAAGAGCUCAAAGUCAUGCAGUCUUGACUUAGCCUUCCAUUUUUGAGCUCGAACGUUUUGGCUGGUACCGACGUGCAUGCGCAACAGUUGCCCCAUCAGCUCAUUCCCUGGCCCUUUUUGACUAUCAUGCUUUUUUUUUUCUCUUCAGUUAUUCUUGUGCCUGCCGUCAUGGCUUCAAACUGUUAAGAGAUGGCUCGACUUGUAGAGGUAAAUAAUUUAAGAACUUACGUUGACUUGAGAGUCUGUUUUGCUGUGGCAAACGCUUGGGUGUCAAAACCUACUGACAGAUCUCCGAGUAUCCGCCACGUUUUUAAUUCUUACUACCAUUACCAUUACUAUUGUGUUCCCUUUUGAUCUCGUUGGCCGGUUUGCAUUUACGUGAGCUGUAAAUCCGCCUUUUUCAAUCGACAAAUGAAUAAUCGUCCUUUCAUAUAUCAGAUAUCGACGAAUGUCUGCUAGACACUGCAUGUUGUAACCAAGAUUGUGUAAACACAGAAGGGAGCUACAACUGUACCUGUUACCCAGGUUACACGGCCGUCAGCAACUGCACCUGUCAAGGUAUGUCUCAGCACACAAAAUACAGAUCCUGCACUUUCGAGUGAGGACAAAGGUCCUUAGAGCGAUUUUCGUAUGACCUUGAAAUGAAAACGCACGAACAAAACAGAAACAACAAACGAACGGAAAUAGAGCGAUUUGAUUGGUUUAUCGAACUGGUACAGACGCGAGAAAUCAGUCGAUACUUCGCUUUGACGUCAUACUGCAACACGAUUGGCCAAUCGAACAAUGCCUUCUUCACAUAAGGAUUUUCGUGGGCGGGAAAACGAAGUGUCCAUGUUUUGAUCUUUUCAUCCAUUAGCUGGCAAAACAAAUAACGAACACUUCCCGAAACCAUUUUUCAAGGUCAUACGAAAAUCGCUCUAUCUUAUGUCGAUACCUAGUUACAGUUAUCAUUUGACUGACAAACCUAAGGUCGAUUUUGCGUAAAUUUUACCUUUCCUCUUUCUAUCGGUGCAUUGUUUUACAAGUAUUUAAGGCUACUUUUACUACGCGGAAGGAAAAGAAGUAGAAACAAAGAUUUGAGGUCACACCCAAGAAUCGAACUCGGAACCUCCCGGAGAGAAGGCCACGCUCUUGCUAAUCUACCGUGCCAAUCUUUGCUGCUACUGUCGUUCGUUAGUGUUUAAUAACAUUUCUGGUGUUCAAUUACCGUAUUUAUUCGAAUAAGCGCCCAACCUCGAAUAAGCGCCCACUCGAAUAAGCGCCCAUACUAAAGGCAGAAAAAGUCAAUAGGCGCCCAGCCUCGAAUAAGAAAAUUUAAUGAGUACUAAUAAGAGACUUCCCCGAAGACGGAGUUUUCUUCAGAGUAUUUUACAGAAACCUUGCUUUGUUAAAUCUUCGCGUUUUGUUACUAUCAUUUAUUGUUUUGUUGCAAAAUAAACAUCAUGACUACACUAGCUGAAAUUGUGAAAAUCUAAUAAGCGCCCAGCCUCGAAUAAGCGCCCUCGAAUAAAUACGGUAUGUCCUAUCCCAAGGCACUUAGCUUUAUCUAUGUAUCAGUGAACGGUAACGAUUUUUAUUUUUUGGCAAUUCUCUUCGUUUAUGCCAGAUAUAAAUGAAUGUGAGACUGCGAAUGGAGGCUGCGAACAAGUCUGCAAAAACAACCCUGGAAGCUUUGCGUGAGUGAGAUUAUAUAAACAUUUAGUUUGUGUCGUUUUUUCUCUACAUCUCUUUUCUAUAAUUGCUCCUUUUUCUAUUGUGUAGGUAACUGAAAUUAUUUAUCGAAUGAUAUCGUUUUAAGUCCGGUGAUGCUUUCCUCAAAGUUCCCUCCGCUUUAGUUUACAUCUACUAAGGUCUUUUCGGACCAUUUCAUCUUAUUAUCUAUUGUGGAAGUCACUUUUACGGCAAACGGAAAACGUGAGAUUCAAUUUGACAAAUUCUCAAAUGAGGAAAUAAGGAGAUAAAAAUGUCCGAAAAUAAUUCCAUUGGAUGAAACAGGCAUGGAGACACUUAUUUUUGUAUAAAUAUAACAGUAAAUGACAACUAAAGAGAAAUCUUGGUCAUGUGGUGCAAAUUGCCUUUUGAGGCAAUUUUUGCAGCUUUUGUUAUUAGGAACCUUUAGAUUCUAAGACGAGGACGACUUCGAGUACGACAUUUCCUCAAUACUAAGUAGUGCACGCGCGUGAGUCAGCGUCAUUUUGGCGGGAAAACGUGGUAGCUGUCGUCAUUCUAUUACCAAUUUUUAGGCAGAGACUUCAUUCCAUAGCUCAAAAGGAGGUGGCGGGUGCCCAGCGGUUUUAGAGGAAACAAGGUUUGGGUGGGGGUGCUCAGUCUCGCGGGCUCACAAACCUCCUUUUGAGCAGUGGAAUCUAGCCAUUUCCGAAUUUUUGCGAGAAUGUCGUAGUGGCGGAAACAAGUUAUCAAAUGUUAGAAGGUUUAUCAAUUUGCGAUCGGGAGAGGGGUUAACCUCCUACUAUAAAGAUAACGGUGCCAACUUUUCUGUUUAAAAAAGCACAUUAAAGCUUUCCAGGGUGUCUAUUUUUGGACAAUACGAGAAAAAAACUUUAAAUCAUAAAUCAAAUCUCUUAGUCUUAGUCGUUCUCGUCCUCGAAUCUAAAUGUCUCUAAUGUUUUGAAUGCGAAGGUGCUUGUUUUUAGAUCUCAGAAAAUGAAAAAACAAAACAAGGCAAAGCGAAACAAAAAACAUUCUCUAGAAGGCAUUAAACAGACAGAAAACACUCUUGACUAGUGUUUACAUUGAAAAAUGUAUAACUGGUUUUCCAGCAUUGUUUGUCCGAUUCAUUUUCCCUCAGGUGCUCCUGUAACUCGGGAUUCGUCAUUCAUAGUACAGAUCCUACACGCUGUGUGGACAUCAACGAGUGUCUCACGGUAGGAACCAAACCACACCCCACUUUGUUUUUUAAACAUCUCUGUUUCAGAUAAAUAAUAAAUAUGGCAAAUUCCAGGCUCUGGCCACCAAAACUUGAGGAACACGCGUUUGAUAACAUUAUAUAAUAAUGCUUAAAAUAUUUUACAUGUGGCUAAAUGUAAUUUAGGCAAGGUUAAUCUCGAGCUAAUGCUGCCAGCAGUCUCGCCCAGUUUGCACACGAUCCGUGGGGCGCCCCUUUGGAGUUCGCAGGGGCUUACUUCGUACAGCCUUGCUUUCUAGCGAUCGUUGCGAUCAAUGAUUUUGUGAGCGAAUCUUUGCGGGUUCAUUAGCCCCACCCUCCCUUCCCAGAGGGCUACUUGAUUUCAGAGGUAAGUAUCGAGUUAGGUGAGUAUUUCCACUGGACUAGUUUCAGUGUGACGGUGCCUGUUAGCGGCUGCUACUGGGGUGGUUCCCGCUUGCCAGGUUGCCAUGGAGACCUCCCUGCGGUGCCUGAAUUACCUCGGGCCCUUCCCUUCCCCACUUUUAAGGCACCAGUUCCCAAGCUCAUCAAUUGGCGAAGAGAUUAAAUUUUAAUUUUCAUUAAAAUGUACAGUUUAGGCUACCACCAAUGGAAAUUUACACCUUCUUAAACUUAAUAGCACAGCACCCAUACCCCCACCACCAACAAUUGCAAAGGCCGCCUAUAUCAUCCUUCGUUUGACUUUACCCUCGGAAAGCAUUCUCUUCGGUACACGGAUCCUAAAGUACUGUAUAGAACAAUAUAAGGAGUUACUACUGUAGUACCAAAUGGGUUUUAGUUUGACCUUUUUAUUUCCUUUUAAUUGAAGGACAACGGAGGUUGCCAACAUAACUGCACCAACACGCCCGGGUCUUACCAAUGCACUUGCCAUCCAACUUUUAAAAUACAAUCUGACGGAAAGUCUUGCGGUCGUAAGUAGACAUCCUGUGUCUAUGGAGAGUUAUUAGGAAAAACUGGGAUAUUGGUGAAAAUAUGGGCAUACCUAUAACUGCACCAAUGGGCCUGGAUCUUACCAGUGCACCUGCCACCCAACAUACAAACUUAAAUCAGAUGGAAGUCUAGCGGUCGUGAGUAGUAAUUAUGCGACUAUAGAGGGCCUCUCAGAGGUCACUCGGUCAUAGGAUAUUAAGGUGAAGAACAUUAUAGGAAUACGGGAUAACUGCUCAAAUACGCCGGGGUCGUACCAGUGCACCUGCCAUCCAACAUACAAACUGCAAUCUGAUCGAAAGUCUUUCGGGGUCUAGUAGUUGUGAUGUGUCUAUAGAGAAGGUCUAUAAGGGAUUACUGGGAUACUUACGUGAAAAAUUAAAGGGAUACGGGAUAUUUGGGGGAAAUUUAUGUGGUAGGGGAUGUUUAGAUACUGGCAAGUAAGCAAUGAUGUAUCUAAACAGAAAGGGCUUAUCAGGGUGUACUUCGAUACGAGACUGAAGUGAAAAACAAUAGGGAUACGGGAUGUUUGGGGAAAAAAAUUGGAAAUGGGGUAACCUCGUUCCCAGGGUUCUCUUCUACCCGUCCUGUCUCUCGCUCCGUAGGGACGGGUAGCAGAGAACCCUGGGAACGAGGUUGGUAAUGGAGUUUGUAUUGAGACGCGAUUGUGGGAUAUCGAAUUAAUGUCAAAUAAACCUCUUCUGAUUGAACACGAGUUUCAGUGGUUGAUAAGAAGUAGGACAGAGCUAGAGAAAAAGACUCGCGAAUGAGAUUUUUUUUACUCUUUAUGCGUAAAAUAUUGACAAGAUUGAGCCACCUAGAUAGUCUCUUACAAGGAAACUGAAUGCUCCUGUUUCCCGAAAUUUAAAUGACGUUCUCGUGAGUCUCCGAAAGCAGAAAGCAUUGAAAUUAACGGGAUACCGGAUUUCAAAGUCUUAGUUGAAGGGAUGAGGGGUACGGGAUGUGAACAACCCCUCUUAAGGGGGCCUUUCGUUUUCAAUUUACUGUUCUAAGUUAUUUGGCAGUAUCGUGUUCAAAAACUAUGCUUUUCUUUGUGAGUGUCCCGAGUUCUCCCGGGCCUCUGUUUCAAAACGAGGGUAGGUGCUCAGCCUUUGAUAUGGAAAUCAUUUUUCAUUCUCAAGCCAAUAAAACUCAUUUUCACAAGAAAGUUUGUGUCCCUAGCCUCAUUUUGAAAGUGAGGGUUUUUGGAACUCGGAAUUGGCCUAUACGAAAUGAAAUUUAUUACCUUAUCUGUCGCAAAAACUGUUGAAAUGAUUGCAUUUCCCAGGUGAGAAAUUGUUUCACAUGUACAAAUGUCGGACAUGUUUUCAUUGUAAUUCUGUGUCUUUUCUUCCAGACUGUCCUACUUGUAGUGAGUUCGAGACAUUGUGGCAGACCGUUCAAGACCUAAAGGAACAGGUAGCUAAUAAUAAAAUGCAAUGUAUCAUUAUCUUUCGAAUUCUGGCAAAAUAUCGAAACCCAGCUGGUCUAUCAAGGAAAAAACGUUACCUAACAGUACCACCUUUCAGUAGAUUUGUGGACUAAAGGAAUCUCCUCAGUUUGUCGUAUGAAAUAUUUCGAGACAUUAAAAGGCCUUGAGUUCAAUAAAUGUAUACUAUUUUAGCUUGUUAGAACCUUUUAAGGUUUUUUAAAAAAGCUAUUCCUUCUGAAAGAAGGCGUUACUCCCAGCAAGAGAAGUUUAAUCGUAAAUCUUGGUGUUCCUCCGGUGUAUUUGUUAAUAACAGAAGACUUGGGAGAGACUCUAUUUACUGUCAACUAGCGGUGUAGCUUGGCGUUAUUUAACUUAAUCGGAGCAGGAAGUAUAGUCGGGCUCGUCUCCGUCUCCUGCUUCGCGCACUUGUAAGUAAUGACUGUUGUGGUAGCUGCCACAGGUAACCCAGGCUCUGUGAUAGUACCACAGUACGGUUCCACUAAAAUUACAGUGUUUGCAUGGGGUAAAAAUAUCAUCCUAAAAUUUCUAGGAAAUACUAAAUAAAGAUCAAUGAAACUUACUCUGCAGUUAAUUGUUGUUGUCCUUAUUGCUCCAACGAAGUUUCGUGAUAAUUUGCAGUAAUUUGUUUAAAUUCACUCUAUCUACAAUAAUAAUAUACAAGGUAGGAAACACGAGGUGCCAUUUUCGCCGACAUGCUCUCAUUCAACACAACUUUUUCCACGAAAUUCGAACUCCAACGGAAAAUAAACAUGCCAGGAUCGUAGAAAUAGGAUAGCAGCAGAUAUAGAAACCAAUGAAGCUUUCCCAGAUAGAGAAACGAAUCCCACAGACUUGGACAAACUCGAAGAAUAUAAUCCAAACACACCGAGAAUACGCUCGCCGAAGCAGCCGGGCCAGAUCAACGCGCGGCCAAGAAAAUGAAGCCUGGGCACUGUACAAAAAAAUUCCAUCCCGGGGGUCCUGGAGUGACCUUUCUAGGGACCGAUACAUCAUUUGCCCAAGGCCACCCUCCCCUGCUGGAAAAAUACUUGAUAGAAGGCAAUUGUUCUUCCUAGCCAAUCACUAUGGCCUGUUACAAAGAGAUUAUUUUCCUCUCGAACUAUAUUCAGCUCCUGGCGCUGGUCCUCAGAAAGUUUAUCAAACAUCAAUAGGGCAAGGUUAUAAGGGCAAAGGAAAGAACAACGAAGGAGGAUUAACAAAACUUACAAAACGAGCAAAAGAUAUAAGUGAAUUUUGGCUCUUACCGAGGCAUUUGUACAACAGGACCAAAUUCAAAGAGAGGUGUAUCUCGAUGAUUCACAUAUUUAACCGAUAGAGCGUUCGCUUGUAUUGACAAGAAGUCGGCGUGUUACUGCCGCAUUAAUCGCUAAAUAUGUUAAUCGCGCUAGUUCUUUGUUUACUAGUGCACGUGCCUUUCACAUUCGUCUCAGUUAUCGCAAUUCAUAUUCUGUCGCAAUUUUCUGUAUACUUUUUGACAUUAGUUUGUAACCUUCACCGUUUAUUUACGAUAGUUUCGCUCGAGAGUUCACAGCAACAGUAUCUCAGUCAUCAUCUACCUUUUGUUCAACCUUGUUUUUAGCCCGCCAAGUAAGCAUUUCGCGUUGUUUUUUCAUUAGUUUCAUUACUGUUAUUUGCAUUCCUUAGUAAAAGAAAUGGGACGCCUUGUAACUCCGCAGACUCUCCUGAUUAUAUUACUUUUUUUUUAGCCAUUUAAAUUCAGGCGCGUGUGCGGGGUUUGCUCUGGCAAAUGGUGAUUGGCUAAGAAGAACACUUGCCUUCUAUCAAGUAUUUUUCCAGCAGGGGAGGGUGGCCUUGGGCAAAUGAUGUAUCGGUCCCUAGAAAGGUCACUCCAGGACCCCCGGGAUGGAAUUUUUUUGUACAGUGCCCAGGCUUCAUUUUCUUGGCCGCGCGUUGAUCUGGCCCGGCUGCUUCGGCGAGCGUAUUCUCGGUGUGUUUGGAUUAUAUCCUUCGAGUUUGUCCAAGUCUGUGGGAUUCGUUUCUCUAUCUGGGAAAGCUUCAUUGGUUUCUAUAUCUGCUGCUAUCCUAUUUCUACGAUCCUGGCAUGUUUAUUUUCCGUUGGAGUUCGAAUUUCGUGGAAAAAGUUGUGUUGAAUGAGAGCAUGUCGGCGAAAAUGGCACCUCGUGUUUCCUACCUUGUAUAUUAUUAUUGUAGAUAGAAUGAAUUUGAACAAAUUACUGCAAAUUAUCACGAAACUUCGUUGGAGCAAUAAGGACAACAACAAUUAACUGCAGAGUAAGUUUCAUUGAUCUUUAUUUAGUAUUUCCUAGAAAUUUUAGGAUGAUAUUUUUACCCCAUACAAACACUGUAAUUUUACUGGAACCGUACUGUGGUACUAUCACAGAGCCUGGGUUACCUGUGGUAGCUGCGUGGCAGGCGAUUGAAGGGGAAGGAAAGUAGAAAUUAAUAAGCGAGCAAGUAAAGGGACCCCGCGUUGGCCUUCAAAUGCUUGCUACGCAGACUACGUAUUAUGGAAGGUGAUCGGGGUGUCGCAAUGUGACGUAUACAGCGAUGGUAUAUUAGUUGGCUCAAUGGUGUAUUGAUUUUAACGCGGGGUUGUAAUUAUUUGCAAGGUGGUGUAUUGAAUAGGUAUAAGUUUAUUGUUAUUUACUCAUUACUCACAAAAUUGCUUUUUUGUUUAGCUCGUCUCCGUUGAAGUUUGGAAGCAGAGUAUUAAUAGUCAAGGAUGUAUCUUUGACUCCAAAUUUAAACCAAAUGGAACCUCUUGGCGAAAAGAGCCGUGUGAAGUUUGCCACUGUCAGGUAAUUUUAAUUGAGUACGUAUUCUGUGUUUUCACUCACGUGGCCAGCAUCUAUGCAAAUUUAUUGGAAGAAAAGAAAGCUUUUACAUAAGAAAAGAGUUCAACUCCCACAGGACUGGUUUGGGACACAAACAUGGCCGCCGUUUCAUUGUUGUGGGACACAAAUAUGGCCGCCAUGACGUCAUGUGAAAACACACAAUAUUCGAGAAAACUUACGUUAUCAGUAAUUAUCGAUUAAGUUAUUAUUUUUCUUAUUCCGAGAACGUCAGCAAAACAGAGAAAAAAGUUAUUUGGAAAGAAAAGUUGCUUUAAAAGAUAUUGCAUUUUGAAGUUUGGUCAAUUUGAUCAAUAUCAGACGUUAACAUUUUUUUUUUCAGGGUAGCCAAACACGCUGUGAGCCAAUAAGAGGAUGCAUCAGUAAGAAAUUUUAUUACUAUUGAUAAAGACAGAACCUGAUUAAGGUUAUGACAGCCGUAAUUUCACCCUUCCGCGCCUACUCUCGCGCGACCACGAUAUUUUUCGUGUGGUGGCGGUGAUCCCUUCAUGUCAAAUUUAUUCCCAGGGCUUUUUCCGUCCCUACCAUAUUCCAAAGGAAAGGCCCUGGGAACAACGUUGUCUUAGGCUGCGGGGAUGUGUGUAGUUCCAAAUCCUUUGGAAGUGUCGGGGGAGGGGAGGGAGAAAUUUCCCGCGCAACCAAGAAAUGACUAUUAGAAGUAAAAGUGUCCCGAGAAACAGUUUCAUUGUGUUGAAAUUGACACAACACCUACCCAUUCUGUCACCCGCGACCUCCAAACAGCCCGCCAAAAAAAGGUUUGUGCCCUAACAAUAUUGCUUCUUCUGGUGACAAAUUCUUUGUGAGUUACACAGGAAAGCGCAUAAAAGUCUGCGUUCUGUUAUUUUGUUAGAUAAGGUGGCCUCCACCCCAACAACAAUCAGAGGAAAUGAACCACUUACAGAUGAGGAAGAUGAUGAUGAAGUUGACGCCACUGCAGCAAGUAAGAAACAUCAAGCAUUCGCUUUAGCCUGAGAAAACAGCCGACAUUCGUGACGCCACUACUGGGGUCCCUGCGAAAUGACGUCUGAGGAACGAGUGCAGAAAUUCAAUACUGAUGACGCGACACUACCCAAAUCUGGGAGGUGUGUCUGAUUGGCUAAAAAUUUGCCUUAACCAAUCAGAUGACGCGUCACUACCCAGAUAAGGGUAGUGGUUCUGAUUGGUUGAGGCAAUUUUUUAGCCAAUCAGACGCACCUCCCAGAUUUGGGUAGUGACGCGUCAUAAGUAUGGAAUUUCUGCGCUCUUUUCUCAGACGUCAUUUCGCAGGGGACCCAGUAGUGGCGUCGUGAAAUGUCGACUGUUUUCUCAGGCUACGCAGUCUUGGGGGUUAAUAGUUUCGUAACCUAUUGCGUCGUAAAUCGAAAUCCCCGAAAGUCUUACAGACAAAUAGUGAACACGCUGUUCUAAAGCAUUGCAAACGAGGUUAUGCUUAAGUGGUGACAGCUUUGAGUUUUGUCCAUCGUUGACUCUGUGUCAUAUGGAAAGGGUUAGUGGGGUGGGGUGGGGCUGAUGUUUGGUUUGUUCAUCCUUAUAUAAAUGAAAAUCUUCAGUAUUUUGGGUUUUCUUUCAAAGUGCCUCUGAAGUAAAUAAAAAAAAAGGUGAAAAAGGCCUUCUCUCUACUUUUAGGUUUCUUUUUAUUCAAAAGGAAUGAUGCUCGAAAUCCCUCUUUCUUUGUCAUUUUUUUUUUCUUUUUUGGUUUACUGAGUGUUUGUAAUUUUGUCAAUAAGUGUAUGAGGACAGGGGGCUUAAGCCCGGAAGGAAAGGGGCGGAAGGGGUAUCGGAGGAGGUAAAGAAAAGAGCGAGAUGUGGAAGUUCUGAAAGGGCAGGAAGAUGGAGAAAUAAGGGGAAAUUACCCAACAAUGCCUAAUAUCUCGCAAUUGAAAAGGGGUAUGGGAGGAAGCCAAGGAGAAAAGGGUUGGAGUUGGGAGGUUUGAAGAAAAGGGACGGAAGGGGUAUCGGAGGAGGUAAAGGAAAGAGCGGGAGGUGGGAGUUCUGAAAGGGCCGGAAGGGGAAGAAAUAGGGGGAAAUUACCCAACAAUGCUUAAUAUCUGGCAAAUAUCUCGUAAUUCCAGGUGGUGACAAUUCGCCAACCACGUCUACCACGGACAUAACCACUCCAGGAAGAAACGUCCUUACAAACAAACGCUUGCAGCCAGGAGGAUCCAAUUGA